CCAAGUCCACCAAGUGCGCCUUUUUUCCACAAAAAAAGCAAAAUGUUCAAGUUUGCAGCUGUUGCAAUGCUACUGGUGGUGGCCGUCUCCGCUCAGGGGUACGGUGGCGGUGCCGGCGAGGGUCUCGGGAGUUAUGGUGGACACCACGAGGAUCAUAAGGACCACCAUGCCUAUCCCAAGUACAAGUUCGAGUACGGCGUCAAAGAUGAUCACACCGGAGAUCACAAGAGCCAGUGGGAGGUCCGCGAUGGUGAUGUUGUCAAGGGCGGUUACUCUCUGCUUGAAGCUGACGGCACUGAGCGUGUGGUUGAGUACACAUCCGAUAAGCACAACGGUUUCCAGGCUCACGUGAAGAAAGUAGGACAUGCGCAUCACCCACAGGUCCAUGGACACCACGGUGAAUGGUAGGACCCAGGAACGAUUGACUGUGAUAUGAAUGUUUGACCAACAUUGUGAUU
Molecule: messenger RNA, 458 nt
Organism: Ochlerotatus camptorhynchus
Lineage: Eukaryota; Metazoa; Arthropoda; Insecta; Diptera; Culicidae
Product: adult-specific cuticular protein ACP-20-like
Exons: 2
Coding region: 43-408 (121 amino acids)
Cellular component (GO): extracellular matrix
Source: RefSeq, a predicted model, not a curated record